AGAGGCAGAGAGACAGACAGACAGUCAGACAGACAGACAGAUAGAGAGAGAGACAGACAGGCAGACAGACAGACAGUCAGACAGACAGGCAGACAGGCAGACAGACAUGAUAUCUGAGCUCUGAUUGGUGGGAUUAAACCAGCAGGAUUAAUAUCAGAGCCUCAGCGCAGAGACAGACAGAUGCAGGUGGACAGAAAGCUGAAGACAAGCUGGCAGACAGACAGGUGGAUACGGAGUGCGGACGACCGGAUUCAGACAGACACACACCUUUAAGCAGGUAUGUAAUAAAGUGUUUGGUUUGUGUGGAGCCUCCUGCAGGGGCUGAUGGGACAUGCAGUUUCAGUGACUGUUGAGUCGUGAUGUUUGCGCUGCGUCUUCAUCGGCGUCAGCGUGGACAGAGACAGGAGGACAGACGCACCUCAGAGUUACAGGACGGAGCACUGCGUCCAUAAAUUAGAGGAAAUGAAAUUCAGUUCCACACUGAAGUUAAAAAACGUGAUCGCUGACUGUCGUCCAGUGUUUUGCUCUUUUAUCUUCUGGUUUUAUCAUUUUACCUGCAUCAGGCAGGAAGUGCACGCUAACGUCAGCUAAUUAGCUACUGAAGAAUAAAACUAUAGUAACAAAACGAUUGAAAAUCACUGUGACCUGAUCAUUUACUGCAGAAAUUGAUUAUUGAUGUAUUAACAGCUGGACUGUUUAAAGGACGCAGGAGCAACCUCAAUAUCAGAGCUCCUUUAGCAGUUAGCAUUAGCAUUCAUCCAAAGCAACAAGCAUAAGAAACAGCAUUAUUCUUUUCAUUUAGCAUUCUUAUCAGCCAUCUGUCAUUAGCACUAGCCUCCAUCAUUAGCACUAGCUUUCAUCAUUAGCACUAGCCUCCAUCAUUAGCACUAGCUUUUGUCAUUAGCACUAGCCUCCAUCAUUAGCACUAGCUUUCAUCAUUAGCACUAGCCUCCAUCAUUAGCACUAGCUUUCAUCAUUAGCACUAGCCUCCAUCAUUGACAUAAGUCAUCACCAAUGUUAACUUGUGUUGUUAGCAUUUUAUCGGUUUGCAGUUAUCAUUAGCAUUAAACUCCGGUUUCUCUUAAAUCAUUAGCUUUAACCUUGAGUUUUUGAUUCCAUUGUUAGCAUUAGCGUCAGUGUUAUCUUUUAUAGCAGCAUGUAUUAACAUCAGUUUCUCGGCUAACAUUAAUAUCUACGUUUAUCUUACACUGUUUGCUAUCAUUAGCAUAAAAUUCUUUGUCAGCAUAUUUAUUUUACAUUGUUAGCAUUAGCAUUCUCUUUUGUCUUUAACUGCAUUUGCUGCAUUUUGCAUACAUUUAUGCUAACGGGCAUUUUCUGUGUUAGCAUUAGCCUCCACAUUUAUCUGACAUUGUUUACCUCUAUUAUUAGCAAUAGCUUCCAAUGCUAUUUUACAUUGUUAGCUUUAGCCUUGUCUUAACAUUGCUGCUGUUUGCUGACAUUUUCUUCUCUAAAGUAGCCUCCAUAUUUAUCGUACACAGUAGCGUUAGCAUCAUUGUUUGCUGCUACCAUUAGCCUCCCCUGUUAUUUCACAUUGCUAACAUUAGCCCUCUUUGUUUAUCAGCCAUGUUUGCCGGCCGUGCGUCGGCGGUGGGAGCUGCUGUCGGGCCGGCGGCGGCUGCGGGAGGAAAAGGCGGGAAGUUUUCGGUGGAGGAGCUGUACGGCUUCAACAAGAAGCCGAAGGUGAACAGAGGGAGUUCUGGGAAAACGGAGAAAUGCGACGGGAAGAAAGAAACGAAAGAGAAAGAAGAAUCUGUGCUGGCGUCUCAGAUCCUGGAGGCAGCGAGGAGGCUGAUGGAGAGACGACGGCUGGAGAUCUACCUGAAGGAGUGUGAUGUCACCAUGGAGCAGAGCAACAUGCCAUACAGGAAUCUUGGGAAAUCUGGACUGAGAGUGUCCUGCUUAGGACUGGGCACUUGGGUGACAUUUGGCUCUCAGAUCUCCGAUGAGAUGGCGGAGAGUGUGAUGACGGUGGCGUUCGACAGCGGAGUGAACUUGUUCGACACAGCAGAGGUUUACGCCUCGGGGAGGGCGGAGACGACUCUGGGAAACAUCCUGAAGAAGAAAGGAUGGAGGAGGUCCAGUUAUGUGGUGACCACGAAGAUCUACUGGGGAGGACAGGCGGAGACGGAGCGAGGGUUGUCACGGAAACACAUCAUCGAAGGUCUGCGUGGAUCUCUCUCCAGGUUACAGCUGGAUUACGUGGACAUCGUCUUCGCCAACAGGAGUGACAUCAACGCGCCGAUGGAGGAAGUCGUCCGAGCGAUGACCUUUGUGAUCGAUCAGGGUAUGGCCAUGUACUGGGGGACGUCCCGCUGGAACGCCGUGGAGAUCAUGGAGGCGUACUCUGUAGCCCGACAGUUCAACCUGGUCCCUCCGGUGUGUGAACAGGCUGAGUAUCAUUACUUCCAGAGAGACAAAGUGGAGCUGCACCUGCCUGAACUGUACCACAAGAUAGGUGUCGGAGCCAUGACCUGGUCUCCGCUGGCCUGCGGCCUGCUGACGGGGAAGUACAACGAGGGCGUCCCCGAGAGCUCCAGAGCCGCCAUGAAGGGUUAUGCGUGGCUGAAGGAGCGUCUCUGCAGUGAUGAGGGGAAGAAGCAGCUCAGCAAAAUCAAAGAGCUCCACCUGCUGGCCGACAGGCUGAAGUGUACUGCUGCUCAGCUCGCUAUAGCCUGGUGUCUUCGCAGCGAGGGCGUCAGCUCGGUUCUGCUGGGAGUGUCCAACACAGAGCAGCUGCUGGAGAACCUCGGGGCGAUCACGGUUCUGUCUCAGCUGACUCCGCCCCUCAUCGCAGAGAUGGACGCGUUGCUCGGCAACAAGCCACGCAACGGCAAGAAGGAGGCGAGAAGCUGAGGAGGAGGAGGAGGAGGAGGAGGAGGAGGAGGAGGAAGAACGACUUUAAUCAAAAAAUCAGAAAGCUGAGAACAAGAUGGCCGACGGGAAGGACCAACUCUGAGGACACGAGGACGCGAGGAAGGAGAGUGAAUGAAAGAAGCACGUGUGAAACAUUAAACAAUAUUUAUUCUUCAGGGACGCCAACGACCACCUCUUUGUCCUCGUCGUCACGGAGACGGAGACAGCAGGGGGACUUUAGUUCCUGCAGAUGAUCAGAAAUAUAUCAGAAAUAUUUAUUCUUAUAUUAACCCGAAGACGCCGGCGCAGAGCCUCGCGUCGCCAGAGUUUACCCGCAGCCUCGGUCCGAAGCCGUCGUCAUGGCAACAGUUCAAGCCUCAGCCAGCUGCGUUGUGAGCGUUUUGAAAAGUGAAUCGAUGACUUCAGGGUCGGGGAUGGAUGUUUAGUUAAAUGAAUCCAGUGUAAAUACGAACUGACUGACUUUAGUUUGAGCAGAUGGACUUUAAUCCUCACGGCAAUCUGAAAUACAUGAAAUGUGUUUUCCUCUAAUUAAGAAUUUAUUUAAAGUCCCGUUCAUAUUGUGGACGUAUGGAAGCUCAUUACCGCCAAGACGAAAAAAUACAUGAAAGUGACACAAAUAAAAAUACUCAUGGCAUAAAAGCAUGACACCGUCAUAAUCAGCGAAAACAUUAAGUCGAGAUUUGUACUUUUUACGACAGAAUAUCAGACAUUAAGUCCAAACUAUAAGAAUUACCCAGAAUUCUAUAAUAACUCGACAUUAUGACGUUAAAAGUCAAAAUCUUGAGAUGCUAAAUUGAAAUUAUAAAAUAGUCAUUUGGACUUAAAUUAUUUUCAUCAUUACAAUUUUGCUUUUUUUUGGCAGGAACGGGCUUCCGUACUCAAACUGCUUUUAUUUCAAAAUAAGAGCCCGCUGCUAGCCAGGACAAUUUAGCUUAUAACUGUCGUACGAAGAAAAUGGCCGAGGCUGCUGUUGGCUGUAAACCAUGUGACGUCACCAUGGUAACGCUCUGUCACCAUGGUGACGCUCUGUCUGCACGAGGUCCUGAACCCUCCUGUAUCCUCCGACUGUGCUGCCGUAUAUUUAUGAGUAUAUUUACUAUGAAAUAUAAAUCUAUAUUUUAUGAAUGUAGUUCCUGUAGUCUGUAGAUCUUUACCUCAGUGGUGCUCAACCUGAGGGGCCGUUCCCUCGUCACACAGAUUCAUCCAUUUUUAUUUUAAACGCCGGUACUUUAAGGAUUGUUUCUUUAAUUUCCAAAUGAACCAUAAAUAUGUAAAAAUAUUUUACCAAAUUAAGCUUGAAAAUGGAACGUAGAUCACAGUUCAGUCAUUUAUACACUUUGAACUUUUACAAAUUAGAUGCCGAGUUUGUGAAAAGAAUAAAAAAAUAGAAGAAGUUUAUAUUUCCGCCCUCAGCGUCUGGACUGAUGAUAUUUAGACCCAAAUUAAAUAAAUAAAUAAGAUUAUGGACUAAAUAUUUAAAACAGUAAGCAUAUAAAAAUAACAAUGAAAUUACAAAAUAAUGUAAUAAAACACAUCAUUGUUAUUAUUCUUUUCACAAUAAAAGAGUUUACUGCAGCGUAUUUUUGCACAACAAGGAUUUCCUGAAGAGCGACGGGUGCACGUUUAACCGUUUAAAGCACACGUCCGGUUGAGUUCACUGAUCACGACCUCUGUAUGAAACCAUGUGACUGUUACCACGACGACGGGCUGACCAGGUGGAUUCUGGUCGGUCACAUGGUUUCAGUGAGUUUCCUCCUUCACUGUCGAACCCUUUCUGCUCUUCCUGAUGUAAGCGACACUACUGGAGAAUGCUAAUAAAGUUAUUUAAAUCAA
This is a messenger RNA of Siniperca chuatsi (mandarin fish), 4728 nucleotides long. Its product is annotated as voltage-gated potassium channel subunit beta-3-like. The record is from RefSeq and is a predicted model, not a curated record. Gene Ontology annotation, molecular function: potassium channel regulator activity; transmembrane transporter binding; voltage-gated potassium channel activity. Gene Ontology annotation, biological process: regulation of potassium ion transmembrane transport; potassium ion transport; transmembrane transport. The transcript has 14 exons. NCBI's taxonomy places the organism in Eukaryota, Metazoa, Chordata, Actinopteri, Centrarchiformes, Sinipercidae. Gene Ontology annotation, cellular component: voltage-gated potassium channel complex; cytoplasm; membrane. The coding region runs from base 1585 to 2874 and encodes 429 amino acids.